AUGUCGACAGUGGUAGCUAAAAGGGGCACUGGAACUUCCCGAUUUACUGAGGCCAGACGAGCCAAGGCCGCUGCCAAAAAGGCGGAGAAGGAGGCUGAAGAGCGGAAGGUGGCCAUUGCCGAGAAGGAGAAAAAUGCGAUGAAGAAGGUUGGCAUGGAGAAUCAAGUCGCCGUCGACGAGAAAGAAGCCAACGCCAACGAGAAGAAAGUCGCCGCCAUGGAGAACGUCGACACCGAUAAGAAGGAUGCCCAGGUCGAGGGCGAGAACAGUGAGGCGGCUGUGGUCGAGACCAAGGUGAAGGAGAGACAGGGCAGCAUCGAUAGCGACGCCGACGCCGCGGCCGAAGACUGGGCUGACAUCUCGGAAACGGAGGAGGACCUGAGGAGGGCCUACGUCAAAUCUAUUUUUCGGAGAGUACACGAGACUCUGGAAAAUAUGAAAGAUAUUACCGAGCGUCGGAAAAGAUGA
This is a messenger RNA of Colletotrichum gloeosporioides, 468 nucleotides long. RefSeq lists its product as uncharacterized. Bases 1 to 468 code for a protein of 155 amino acids. NCBI's taxonomy places the organism in Eukaryota, Fungi, Ascomycota, Sordariomycetes, Glomerellales, Glomerellaceae. The transcript has 2 exons. The record is from RefSeq and is a predicted model, not a curated record.